UUAUAUUAAUUUACAAAGACAAACCAGUGCCACUGGUAUUGGCGGAGGGUGAUUAUCUUGUCGUUCGUGUCGGCUCUUUCUCCUCGUCACGGCACAUAGGCUAUUAAAAGCUCAGUCGGUACUGAUGGGGUUGUCUCUUACAGUAAGGGGUAAGAAUGUGAGGGAUAGCUGUAGAAAGUCAUGUCGUGAUAUGGGAUUACAAAACUCCCCCCAUUAAGUCCUUUAUUGGUUUUGGUUGUGCACUUGUCAUUAGAGGCAAACUAAUCGCACCCGUGGGAGCGGGGGUAUGCAAGCUAUUGUUCACAAUAUAAUGGCUGUCCCAUGAGAGGAGGCUGCGGAAAACUCACUUCAGAAAGAGGAAGUUCGUGUCUGACUCCUGACACUAAGUGAAACUCGGGUAGCCUAAAUCGAGACUCCUGAACACUGCAGUGGUUUUCAACGUGGGCGACACCGCGCUGAUAAAUGGAGAUGUAGAAUGGGAGCCGGCGGCUGAUCCGUGAAUAGCCUAAACCAGCUGCAUGGAGGAAGAGGGCUGCUGCUACUGCGGAGGGGAGGCAGGACUACACCGGCCAAACGCUUUUCAAUUUCUCCGCCAGACAGAGACACGACCACGGCGAACGGCUCAGUUUUUCGUUGUGGCGCUCCUUCUACUGAUUUCUGUGGCUCUGGCUUUGCUGAUAGUGAUCACGGUGGUGCUCGGAGGGCGAGAUCAUCAGUCACCAGACAGCCAGCUGUUGAUGCAAUCUGAGAGGCUUUCAUCAGGUGACAGACAGCAGCAACCCAAAGACUUCAAGAAUCCAAGUGCAAUGCUAACAGCUCCUAAAGGCAACAACACUGUUGGGGAAUAUCUUGCAUGGGAGAGUGAAGAAGGGAAUGCCUUCUGUCAUGGAGGGUUCAGCUACUCCAGCGGGAACCUCGUUGUGCCCAGGAAGGGCAUCUACAGAGUCUUCUUGCAGAUCACCUAUGAGGGCACGGGUUUGAGUGAUGAGCUGAGACUCAGCAACACAGUGUUUGUUAUCGGGGAUAAUUACAAAAACAAUGUGCCACUCCUGUCAUCAGUCGAGACAGUGAGUUGCAGCAUGAAGCAGUGGAGGAAAUCCCUCUAUACAGCCGGCUUGUUCUCCCUGGAGGCUAACAGCAGACUACGCGUGACAUCAUUGUACCCUGAACUUAUUGUUCUUGAGAAAGAAUCCCAGGUGUUUUUUGGUGCCGAACUUGUGUUUUAGUAAUCCGGUCAGAAUUACCUCAGUCUGAUCUUGAAGUUGUUUGCACCUUCAACUCCUUAGGAACAUAAGGGAAAAUACCAGUGUAGCUUUAUGAUUUCUUUUACUAUUACUGUUCAUGAGAACCCACUGAUGACUCUGCAGCAGCAAGAAGCUACCAGUAUCUGCUUCGCUGUAGCCUGUUUGCUUUACCUUAUUGAAGCUAGUGGCUGCCUUAUUUUUAACUCAUUAAUAUCAGCUUACAGAGACAUACAGUAACGAUGGCUUAACAAUGCCUCAACACUGUUCUAUAGAGCAGAUACAUUUUCUGAACAGCAUCCUUAACAUUUGUAACUGCACAUGCUUUUGGCAAAAUAGGCACUGUCAGCUGUACUGAAUAUAUCCUAUCCACUUAAGCCAAUGUUGGGGGUCACGGGGGGGCUGGAGCCUAUCCCAGUUGAAAUUGGGCAAGAGGGGGGAUACGCCCUUGGCAGGUCACCAGACUAUCAUAGGGCUGACACAUAGAGACAGACAACUAUUCAAGCUUAUAUUUACACCUAGAGGCAAUUUAGAGCCACCAAUUAACCUGCAUGUCUUUGUACUGUGGGAGGAAGCCAGAGAACCUGGAGAAAACCCACGGGGAGAACAUGCAAAGUCCGCACAGAAGGGCUCCCCCAACUCCCCCCACCCUGGGUCCUAACUGUACCACCAUGCUGCCACUACUACCAACCAGACUGAGCUAAAUGUGAGGCUUCAACAAUAGUGUUGAACAAAAAGGGAUUGUUCAUGUAAACAGUACAGUAUUCAUCAUCUACCUACAAAGAGGAAUAGAUUGCCACCCUUACUGUACAACGUUAAUACUGUAGUGUCAGGUUUUAAAAAAUAUAAUACACUGUUUCGUAUUUUUGCACACACCCUACUUUAAUGCAUACACUACAUUUUCACAUGCUUGGAAUGACAUAAAAAUGAUAAGAGAUAUAUAAUCAGAACGUGCCUAAGAGAAUGAUGGCUACAAUGACAGGUCUGUCAUCAAACUUCAGGGCAAUAUCCCUAUCUGACAUUACUCUCAAUCUUCAUUAGUAAAUUACCUGUCAUUAAAAACAAACUUAGCAACAUAUCUUGAACUAUGUGUUUAGUCAUGUAGGCUGAGAAUGUUUUACUGAUUUUACUGUUAACCUCCUUUCAUAUCAUAUAAAAUGAAUUCCUGAAGUUAUUUAUUUUACAACUAUUUUAUAUAACUAAUAUUAGUGAAGUCUGCUGCUGAAUUUGGGGUCAUGUUUCAGUCAGUAGAGCUCUGAUUUAAUAAGUCAGCAGGUAUAAAAAGGUGUAGACUGUGUUGUUAAGGCAGACGAGUUGAGCAAUAGCUGGGACACAUCAGGUUUAUUCAUUUCACAUGGAGCUAAAAUUAAUACAGAUUUAUGUUGAAUGCUCGCAGAAUGUGUUGGUGUCUGUUUAUGAGUCUUAAGAAAUCAUAAAUAAUCUUUUAGUAGUAGUUGUUCUUCAUCAAUAAAAACAUUCCAGCUUCUCAUAGUUUAGGAUUUUCUGUCUUACAUCACUGUCAGCUGAAUAUCUGAAUAUCUGUGAUUUCAACUGUUGGUCGGACAAAGCAAGCACUUUGAAGACACCACCUUGCAUUAUGAAAAUAUUAAUCAGUCUUUUAAAAGUAUUUUCUGACAUUUUACAGACUAAAAAAAUCCAUUAACCAAAAAAUAACAAACAGACUGAUUUGGUGUUCUGACAUAGAAGAAUUUGAUUUUUUCACAUGGAAUAAGUUAGGGCCCAGAGAUGUCAUGACAGUUUGCUUAUUAGAUGACAAUAUUUCUUGAUUGCAAGUGUACAUUGGUAUUUCUGUAGAUUAAAGGUCAGGGUAUCAUUGAAAGCAUUAGGACUCAAAUUUUGGGGAACAUAAAUUUCCACAAAAAUUUCUGCAGAAUUUUGAAUGUUAGUUUUCAAGAUGAGCAAAGCAUUGAACAAGGGAAUAUGUCUUGGACAAAUAUUUUGCUCUAAAAUGUCAGACAGACUGACAUAUUGAUCAAAAAAGGCCACCAUUGUUAGGCCAGCACCCUUAGGUUUUGCCACACCUUUAAAAAUAACUGGACUGUAGCAAGCAUGGCUGUGUCAUUGUAGGAAGCAUUCCAGGGAACAAAUCCAGGUUCACUUAUUAAAUCAUGUUGCUUUUGGCUUGUGUCCAACACCAACAUGCCAAUAACCACAUAAUCACCUCAGCCCAAUAGGUUGUCAUCCUAAUACUCAGUGCUGUUAGCAGCAGUUGAUUAUUAAAAGGCAAUUAGAAAUUUCAGCUUUUUGUGACAAACCUCAAAUACAUUAUAUUUGCACAUUUCAUCGGAAUCAUAUCAAUGUUUCUGAAAUCCCAUAGUAAAUGAGCUGCCUUUGUCACCAGGAGGUGGAAGGGAUAGGGGAUGGUGCAGGCAAAACACCUGCCAAGCUGCAGACAGCUUAUCCAGACCAUCAAACAAAACCUGUUUUGUCAAUUCUGUUUUUUCAGUUGCUUUAUAUGCAACAAACGUGGAUGUUUCAUAGCAGCUUGUUGCUUUUAUUUCAGCGAGGAUAGUGGCAUGAAAAGCGGUUGUUUUUUACUGAGACAUUGCCGCUAUUCCUGCAGGGAUUGUGCCCUCAAAACCACAGUGGUGGUAAAACUUAAAGUUUCAAUGUAUCCACUACAUAUCAUGCAAAUGUAACAUAUCCAUGGUUUUCAGAAACCCAUAAUGCCAACAUAUUUUCUGGCGACUGGGUUGGCAAGAAAUAUUGACCCCUGUCCCUAAUAUUGACUGUGUAAAUAAGCUACUGUGACAUCAACCAUGAGUUUGUCUGGUUCAUAGUAGGCUGUAAAGAUGUUUAUUUCUGCUGUAAAGUUAGGCAUUUUAAUAUGGGGGUCUAUGGAGAUUUACACUGUUUUUGGCACUUCCUUACUGGCUUGAUUUUUCAGCCUCAGAGGUUGCAGCUUGGUCCUGAUUCAGCCAACCCCCAAUCUUUUUUUUAAGCUAGGGGACAUUUUUUGAAAGGUGUCACUGAAAAUGGUAAACAGUUGGUCAUUCUCUCUUUUUCAACAAGAUUAAAAAUGAGUCAAUAACUGUCAUUUCAAUAAGGAGAUAUCAAUUGGAAACAUGUAAAAAGUCAGCAGCGGUUAAAAACUUUGGCAGUUAGACUCUACUUGUGUGAAGCAUCUUCCUUAAACCUGAAGAUAAGAGAUAGAGAUAAGAGAUAGAGUAAGGAGAUUGUAAUGAUAUUUAAGGAGCAAUGUCCAAGGACAGAUUGGCUUGAGGCACACAAGCAGGGGCUCGAGGAACAUAGAUAUGGUGAGGUAGGGUUUUAUGAAUGAAAGGAAUUUUGACAGCACUUUGUAACACAAGAGUCAAUAGUAUUCCGAGAAGUCAAGUUGUUAGUCAUUUUCGCCAUGUAGAUUUUAUUUGAACAGCUGAAUGUGAUUGGUGCUGUAGGACAUUAGUCACUUACAACAUUAAAGUCAUUUGAAUAAACACUCCAGAUGAAAUGAAAUACCAUACAGGGCUGAAUUAGUCUGUGUUGCAAUACCUAACUCAGCUGGUUUGAUAAGGGAGGCUUGAAGAGUAGUAAACAGUGCAGAGUUACUGGCAGCCCACACCCACACAGUCCAGCUGCCAUGAUCACUUUUCUGGCUAAAUGUAUUUAUGGUUUAUUAUGUAAUAAAGAUGGGAAAAAAUGCAAAACCACUUUCACCACCGCCAAGGACAAACAAAUUAUUCUUAUAUAUAGUCUGGUUCUGCCUUUCCAGUGUCAACAUAUAUAUAUAUAUAUACAGUACAGGCCAAAAGUUUGGACACACCUUCUCAUUCAAUGCGUUUUCUUUAUU
Molecule: messenger RNA, 5052 nt
Organism: Epinephelus fuscoguttatus (brown-marbled grouper)
Lineage: Eukaryota; Metazoa; Chordata; Actinopteri; Perciformes; Serranidae
Exons: 4
Coding region: 519-1226 (235 amino acids)
Biological process (GO): immune response
Cellular component (GO): membrane
Molecular function (GO): tumor necrosis factor receptor binding
Source: RefSeq, a predicted model, not a curated record